This is a messenger RNA of Mollisia scopiformis, 1311 nucleotides long. Its product is annotated as ER membrane protein-like protein. The transcript is spliced from 2 exons. The record is from RefSeq and is a predicted model, not a curated record. Lineage: Eukaryota; Fungi; Ascomycota; Leotiomycetes; Helotiales; Mollisiaceae. Bases 1 to 1311 code for a protein of 436 amino acids. Gene Ontology annotation, biological process: septin ring assembly; endoplasmic reticulum inheritance. Gene Ontology annotation, cellular component: perinuclear endoplasmic reticulum; endoplasmic reticulum membrane; cortical endoplasmic reticulum.
AUGUGGUUCUUUCGGGUGCUGUCUUCUGCGAUUUUCCUGCUCUCGAUCAUCCUUUCGAUACCUAUAGCCUUCGAUGUCGGGGGACGAGAUUGUGGGCUUGCGUUCUCGCUCAGCCUGUUCUACUUUUACUUCUUUUACUCGACGAUCAGGUUAGCAACACCAGACAAGUCGAGAGUACGAUGGGCAUUGGUGCAGAUGAUCGGGAUGGCACAGUGGGUGCUGAUCCCAGGCCUGUUAAUAUGGAGUAUGAACAGGUUCGCAGUGGAUGCAAACAAUAGCGGCGACUGGGUCGCAAGAACAUUUGAUGGAAAGAGGGCACAACACUCAACAAUCCGGGAAUGGAUAUUCGGAAGUGGAGGAUUACUGGAGAUGAUGACUAUUGGAACCUGGGACAAGCUUCUACGAUACUCAACGCCAUUUUUCCAGCUAGCAGAAGGGUUUUGCAGUCUGUUAGUGAUUCAGGCUGCAGGUCAGAUCACUAGAUGGCUUGUCAACCGUGGAAGAAGUGAUAUGUGGAUGAUUGGAUUACUCGUCCUUUCAGCCUCGAUCAUAUCUAGCUCUGUCUACUUCCUGUGGCGGAUCAUGAACUUCCCAGAGAUCGGCAAUGUCGAUGCUACUCUCAUCGGAGUCACAAUAACUUGUGCUGUCUUUCUCUGUGCGUGGGGAAUCGGCAGUGGGCGGGGCAAUCCGGUCGAAAGCUCAUUGCUUUUUGCAUACGUGGUGCUGUGUAUCUACCAGAUCUUCACCGACUAUCUUCCAACUUCGGAGCCUCCACCGCCUCCAGCUCAACCAGACUUUCCGCCUUUCCCGCCUAUCAUAAUGGCUUCAUACAGCACGCUUGUAUACAUCUUGUCGACAUUACCGUCCGCCGUUCUUUCGGGGUUCCAAUUCCUAUAUGCCGCCUUUCAGACCAUCACACCAUCUGUUAUCAUCUCUCUCGCUUAUAGAAUAUUCGUAUUCUACUCGGCAACUCGAAUUAUACCAGCUGUCCGAGAAUCUGGUGCCCGAGCUCUAUCUCAAGAGCCUAGCCUUGAAGAUAGCGAUGGAGCUGGCAAGAUCCUAGGACUCUUGAGCUGGUUUAGCCCUAGUAUUCUCGUGGCUGUCUAUACCAGCUUACUCAUGCAACACUUCUCAACUACUUCCGCAGAAGGAAAUAACACUGAGUGGUGGAUGAUGCAAGGUGGAGACGCCGGAGGUAAUGUCUGGCGAUGGAUCAACGUAGCUGCAACAAUGGCACUAUACGCCUUGGAGCUAUACCUAGGCAAAGAAGAGUCGGAUGACUCAUUGACGAGCCACUGGAAGACAGAUUGA